AUGCAGAUGGAAGUAAAAAAUGAGCGUCGAAUGAUCGAGCAAAGAAAUGGUACAAGCAAUUCAAGUACUUCGGUUUCAUCUCUUAGAGCUGGAAAAGCAAAAGACACAAAUGACUGCACACACCAGCGACUUACAGCCAGCGUGCUGCGAUAUCCAAGUUUCGUUCUUCCUUUCUCGAGUCUCGAUGAAUUUAAUUUGCAUUCGAAAUUAGGAUGGGCAGUCAAGGAAUCAUUAGAAAGACGGAAUCUAGCAUUGAAGCCGCGUUCUUUAACUCAAGAUUACGAUCUUAGAUCUGAGAUAUUCAUGUCCAAGAGUCCAAUGAAAGUCGAAGAACCUUCCACUUCCAUGGAGUUAUGUACGUUGGUUCUUGUUUUUCCUUCAUUUUCUUGUGGCAACAAUUAG
This is a messenger RNA of Clunio marinus, 402 nucleotides long. The record is from the annotation of a GenBank genome assembly. Lineage: Eukaryota; Metazoa; Arthropoda; Insecta; Diptera; Chironomidae.